Messenger RNA from Cylindrotheca closterium, 933 nucleotides. The record is from the annotation of a GenBank genome assembly. Lineage: Eukaryota; Bacillariophyta; Bacillariophyceae; Bacillariales; Bacillariaceae.
AUGGAUUGGGUUUCUACACCUUACACAGGACGUGCUAAAUUCAACAAACGUUCUCCCAGUGUAACAAGUCCUCAUGGGUACACUCGCAAGAUUCAUGCCAAACGAGUGGACCGAGAAUUAAGAAGCCUUCUGAAUCCAUGCACAGCAAAGCCAGACUUCCCCUUUGCUGCUCCGGCUACAUUUAUUAGUGAUUGGAAGUCUGCUCAACAGGGAUUGAUCAGUGUGAAGGCCUGUGGUCCGGUCAAGGAUGCUACCCUCACCCUUAUUAGCAAACUACGUGAUUACUACAUCCUGACAGAGAUCCUGUAUUCGGUCAUGGAUCUUCCUGGGAUGUUCAAAUUCGCAACGACUACUAUGUUUGGCUCAUGCACCUUGUUUAAGCUUCUCUUGUCGAUCAAGGCAACCCCAGCUCAAGCCGACAAAGCUUCUCAUGCCCCCCAAUCAACAACUGAGGCUGAUGACUCAGACAAUGACUCUUCUGACGAAGAUCCCAAUGAAUCCUCUGGCUCUAAAGGCGGUCAAUUCACAGAAGUUUGGUCUAAGAAGGCGGCAACAAAGGCAAAGAAGAAGAAGAAGUUGAUCACUGAUAAUGAGAAUCUGUUCCUUAACGAUCUCUCCCCAGCCCAAUGGAAAAUGGCUGAAGUUGCUGACCAUAAGCUGAAGAAUGAUCAGGUGCUUCACAAGUCCGGUCCGCUGUUCUUGAUGGUUCUACCAGGCGAGAUGGAGGGCACCUACAUCCUGCCAACUCUGACAAAAACCGACCAAGUCCUCCGUAAAUGGGUUCCGCAAUCAGAGAUCAGUAUGGCUCGACGUAAGAACCUCAAAUGGUGCACAAACACUCUCCGUGCAGUGGAGGCUACCGCAUCGCCAGACGCAGUGGAAGAAGCACUGGAGUUUCUGGACAAUGUGAUGGAAGACGCAACGGAUGUCUAA